Molecule: messenger RNA, 405 nt
Organism: Quercus robur (English oak)
Lineage: Eukaryota; Viridiplantae; Streptophyta; Magnoliopsida; Fagales; Fagaceae
Exons: 1
Coding region: 1-405 (134 amino acids)
Source: RefSeq, a predicted model, not a curated record
AUGUCGUCUAUUGACAACGAGCAGUUGGGCAACUCCUUCGUACGCCAUUUUGUCAGUGGACAACGCCCGAAAAGGCCAGCAGACCACCUGCUCACCAUCAGGCAUGGGGAGAAGGAAACUCUGAGGUCAUAUGUGAAGCAUUUCACCAGGGAGACCUUGGAAUUAGACGAAGCAGAUGACAAAGUGCAGCUAACAACUUUCAAGGCCGGGUUAAAAUCUAGAGAGUUCGUGGUCGCACUCGCGAAGAGCCCUUUUCAGACGAUGGCGGAAAUACUUCUGAAAGCCCAGAAAUACAUGAACGCUAAAGAUGCCCUAGCAAUAAUCAGAGACAAAGAGACGCCCAGGGAGAAGGAAGGAAAGGGAGAAGACCGAAGAGGACAAAAAAGGGAAAGAGGAGAUCAAUAG